UGGCGUAACGUUGUGCCGUACUGCUUCUGUCUGACAAUUAAUGACCUGAAAAGAAUUGCAAUGGUAUCUGACUGCCACUGUUACCGUUUGUGUUGUGUAUAUAUAUAAAAAAAACAACUUUAGUAAGGGGGAAGUGUAAAUAAAUUAUAGGAUGAAGAUGUGUUAUCGAUGAAAAAAUUAAAAGUGUUCGUUGGCUGUCACUGAGUAGCAUUUGCGAUCGCUACUCAAAGCUAACUAAAUUACCCAAAGAACGGUAAGAGACGUAGGACAACCAGAGGAUAUAUAAGAAAGACAGGGCUGAUGGUAAAGGAUUGAAACAGGAGAAUGUCAUUGUCAGUCGCGUCGAUAAAAAAGCUAAAGCUAUGCUUAGGUCGGCUCGUUUUUUUUUGUCUUUUUCAGCCUUCGACACUAAAGCCAUCUCUUUAACUGAACAAUUUUAUGUUCUUCCACAUCUUUGCCAGUGAAUUUGGCACCAGGCACGUCAUUUUUGGAGAGAAUUGGUAGGUUUAGCUCUGUAAACAUCUCCUUCGUACACGAUUUCCAUUCAUUUCCUAUUAAGGACAAACGGUGGCUUGGCUUGUCCCUACUUAGCAACAGUAGCUAAUGUCAUGAAUAUUAAUGAGCGGAAGUGACGUGUUACUUGCGGUACGCCAUUGACGCAAUAACGCGACUUUUAAUUUGGUGAGUAGUUUCGUUAUAACCGGAUGUGGCGUUAUUGGCGUCAGCCGAGUAGAUUGUUGUGUGUACGGCAAAUUUAAUAUUUUGCUAAUGUUCUUUGCUCCAGUCUAACGAUAAGUAAGAGAAAGCUGUGUCCUGAAAUAAAUGAGGACUUUUUGGCAUGCAACAACAAGAACUAGCUUCUUCUAGUUGGGGGGAAAAAUGGACCCCUCCAACCUGCCAUUGGUACCCGGGCCCUCGAUGCCUGUUUUGGAUGGUGCUGGGAUGGAACUUCAGCACAUGCUGGCUGAUCUUCAAAGGAAGUGCGAAACCUAUAAAUCCAAUUACAACGUUCUCAAGAUUGAACAUUCCAGUUUGCAGGAUGAGAUUCUACAUAUCCAGGGUGAGGUGAAGCGUCUUCAAAACCAGCAUGACAAGCUACAAUCGCAAUUGGCUGAGAGGUCAAGAGAACUUCUAGACAAAAAAAGGGAGUCAGAGGAGCUGCGUUUACAAGUGAUGACUCCGAAGCGUCUGGAUUUGCUGCGGUCUCAGGUACAGCAGGAGAUGGAGGCUCCGGUCAGGGAGCGUUUCCAAAGAUUGGAAGAGGAAGCGGAAAAGUACAGGUCCGAGUUCAACAAGCUACGCCAUGCCUUCACUCUCCUCAAUUCCCAGUUUGAACACCAAAAGGAGGAACACGCCAGCGAAAUAGAAGGACAAAAGAUGCGCUAUGAAGUGGAAAUUUCUCAUCUGAAGAAAGAAAAGGAUAACCGAGUGGCCCAGUACCAGAGUGUGGACCUACAGCACGAGAGAAAACAAGUGGAGAUUCUGCUUAAAGAGAAAGCUCAACUUACCAUGUGGCUGAAGAGUCUGCAGGCAGAAGUGGAUGAGCUCCAGGCCAAGAAGGACAACUCGGACCAGCAGGUGGAGAGCAUUCAAUUCUCUCACAGCACGCAGCUCUCAGAAACCAAAGCUAUGGUGAAGUCCCUUGAGUCCGAGCGCCAAUGUCUGGCUUUACGACUUGAGCGCAUGGAGGGAGAACUUCAUCUCAGCCAGGAGCAGAACAACCAGCUGACUGGACAGCUUCACAAAAGCAAAAGAGAAGUCAGCUCACUCACCUCUCAGCUGGAGAGCCUGAAGAUGUCACAUAAGACCGAAGUGGACAAUGUCAAACUGGAGUUAACCCGCUCCAGGGGCGAGGUGGAGAGGGAGUGUGAGUCACUUAGAGGGCAGAAGGAAGGCCUGCAAAUGGAGGUGGCUGUUCUAAAGGAAAUGCUCGACAAACACAAUGAGGUUCUCGUGGAGAAAGAGAUGGCGAUGGUCCGGAAAGUCAAGGCCGUCUCUGACGAAGAAAUGUACAAGACAACUAUGUUGCUUGAAGAAAAGCUAGAUUUGGAGCAACGUCUGAUGGAGCUAGAACAACAGAAGACCGUGCAUGAUAUGAACGCGCAAGCACAGAAAGACGAUUGGCAGGAACAAGUCCGGCUCGCCCAGAAAGGAGAGGAGUCUUUGCGGAAAGAGCUUCAAGCCCUGAGAAUCAAAUUAAAGCAGCAAAACGCUCAGAUGGAGGAACUGCAGAGACAGAAUGCCGAGGCGAUGGCAUUAAAACAGAAAAACGAGGAACUGUGUGUCCACCUGGGGACCGUGUCACGUUCCGAAGCCGAGCUGUUAGAAGCCAACGAGCGUCUGCGGGAAAAACUCCAAAUCAUGAGAGAGGAGAACAUCCGUUGCGGGGCGGAGAGGCUUUUGGAGGACAGCAAGGAGCGAGAGUCCAAAUUAGAAGAUAAAUACGCGCAGCUCAAAGACAAACUACACAAGGCGUCGACGGCGGAAAAAAAGGUGAAACUCAUGAGAGUCAAUGUCCAAGUGCUCUAUUUCAUUGCGUCACGUUGUGUUAGCGGCGAUUCAAGGAGAUGAAAAAAGAGCACAGCUUGAAUACUACAAUCCAAAUGCUGAGGAAACAAAUGGAGGAGCUGAAAGAGGACGGUGCAUCGGCCAACAAAAGGUUAAUGGACUUUCAGCAGCGGCACAACGAGUUCCGACGAAUCUUGCUGUGCAACCAUUCUUCCGGCUUUGGGAUCAACCAAAUGACAUCCACGUGCCGUCCCCCUCACUUUCUCGGGCAUGAGAUGAUGCUGUCUAAC
Messenger RNA from Corythoichthys intestinalis (scribbled pipefish), 2798 nucleotides. Its product is annotated as centrosomal protein of 83 kDa-like. Gene Ontology annotation, biological process: cilium assembly; establishment of centrosome localization. The record is from RefSeq and is a predicted model, not a curated record. The transcript has 15 exons. NCBI's taxonomy places the organism in Eukaryota, Metazoa, Chordata, Actinopteri, Syngnathiformes, Syngnathidae. The coding region runs from base 880 to 2571 and encodes 563 amino acids. Gene Ontology annotation, cellular component: ciliary transition fiber; centrosome; centriole.